Messenger RNA from Triplophysa dalaica, 4304 nucleotides. It is a transcript of the gene pho, whose product is annotated as phoenix. The record is from RefSeq and is a predicted model, not a curated record. Lineage: Eukaryota; Metazoa; Chordata; Actinopteri; Cypriniformes; Nemacheilidae. The transcript has 5 exons. The coding region runs from base 547 to 3612 and encodes 1021 amino acids.
UUAGUCUUUGGUUCUGGCUCCCUCAACUGGUGGCGAUUAUGCUGUUUCGUGGUUUAAAGUCUUCGAGCAUCCCUUUCGUUGAUUUCACGAUUUAUUUGUUAAUUUUAUAUCAGUGAACGCAUUUAACAUCCUUGUUUCGCUUCCGGUACGGUUUUAAGCAUUCCUGUAACUCAGUGGUUAGAGGAUGGCGCUAGCAGUGUCAAGAUCAUGGGUUCGAGCCCAGGGGAUGGCACAUAAUCAGAUACAAUGUACAGUAAUGUGUGUCGCUUUCGAUAAGCGUCUGCCAAAUACAUAAUGUUAAAUGUAUAUGUUCUGCACCAAUCUAUGAUCACGUGGGCUGUCAGCCUACGCAUUUCCUGGGCGGAGUCGCAUGGCGCUCGUCUGCUGGAAACGAUAGCACACGUGUUUAACUUUGUUUUACUUUGUUUAAUUUACAAACUAUUAUCUUCGUGCUUGGACGUAGUCAGUUGCAGAAAAAGCCUGAAUGACAUCAGCUUCGCUCCAUUGGACUGUUCGAGAACUUGACUUUGCACGAGUUUUAAAAACAUGGCUCUCAAUGUUGUGAGCUCGCCUGUUCAGACCUUGUGCACUCCUGAGAAGAGAAGACAUGCUUCAGGGGAUGAGCUGUCGUCAGACAGAGACUCCGGUGAAAGCCUGUUUAUAACACAAUGUUCUGCUACAGAGACCAAAAAGGUGAUAAGGCAAAAACCAGCUGCUCGAUCGCGGUCCGUCUCUGGCAAAAAAUCAAAAAAUGAGAAGGAGGAAUGCACCUCAGAGGACUUCUUGAAAAGGUGGCAAUGUUUAGGUGGCUUUAUGAUCACACCAAAGAAACGCUACACGAAACCAAAAAGAAAUGGUCCCAGAAAACGUUUUCGCCCCAUAAAAGCCAGUUUUCCAUUCUUGUUGAAGUCACAAAAACAACAGCACCUGUCCUUACAGAAGCAUCAGGUUCUAGAGAACUCAGAAAUUGGAGGGUUCUUCAAAUGCAUCAAGAAAAUGCAUAAGUCUAAAGGAAGUCCAAACAUGUUGGAGUUUGUGCCAUCUGAUGACUUUGACGAGGAAACCAGCGAUCAUGAAGUCACAGUGGUGAAUAAAGCCUGCUUUGUCCUCAAUAAAAUCAAGCAAAAAUGGCUCACACAAUCCAUUCUGGAGAGGAGGGUCCAAGAUGCGGAGGGCGAGAGGUUACAAAACCAAAGUGAAACAUUGGAGGUCUUGUGUUCAGAAUCUGAACUUUCAGAUUCUGAUGGUUCUGAACAAGUGUGCGUCAUCCGUUUGGGUGAUGAAGAAUCAGAUGGCGGUCAUGUGUGGUUCAUUGAGGACACGCAGAGACUGACUCAAGUGGUGAACGAAGCUCCUAGAAUGAACACAGAACGCAAUUCCUUAUCUCUGCCACCAGGGGGCGAUGUAACCAUACAGAAUCGCACAGAACAUGGUGGAACUGGAACUAUAUUGCCUGAUGAUGAUAAUAAUAGUGAAGCAAGAAAAAAACACAGCAUCACACACAAAACACCUGGACUGGACUUAGAAGAAACAUUAUUGUUCAUGCAGAACAGCGAUCAAGACAGUGACAUAACUGAAAUAGAUGGAGCAACUGGUCUAUAUGUUUCUAAAUCUGGACCAGGGACUACUAGACAGAAAGGUAAGAGUCUAGCGCAUUCAGAAGCAGCCGGUGAAAUGACCCACCGUUCAUCUCAGACAAUCUCCACGUCUUUUAAAGCUCCUUCGCUGGUCACAGGUGAACAGGAGGAAAAUGCUGACGACAAUAAAUGUUCUGAUUCUCAAGACGCUAGCCAGAGUUUGUUGGACUCGCAUCCUGAACCUACGUCUGAAAGAAGGAAAAUCAAGUCUCUGAAGAAAAGGAGAAAGAAGUCUGCCAAAGAUGUUGAAGUUGGAGAUGAAGACACAGUGAUUGACACAGCAUCAGGACCGGUUGAGGUUGCGAGGAAUGCUUACCCUGCUGUUGAAACGGGUGAUAGUCCUUUGUUUAAACCUGUUGAACUGGGCUUUCUUAGAAGGAAAAAGAAGAGGAAAAAAACUGAUACGAUACGGCGAGAAACAAAAGUGGAGACCAGCGGUGAUGACGUCACCGGACUCAUAACUACACACAAGGACGAUGAUAGGAAGUCACGUGAGCACAACAGAACCAACGAAGAACAGUCAUGUGACGCAAGCAGGUUGUCUGUGUAUUCAGAUGACACAGAUAUCUCACAUGUUAAGAAGAAAAAAGCGAAAAAGCAGAAAUUAGAAGAGCGCGAUGCUGCAGAGCCUAGUGUAGACACUCAAAAUGCCCAAGACAGUGGUUCAGUGUCCCACAAAGUGAAAAAGAAGAGGAAAUGUGAUGACGCAACAUUAAACCUGUCAAAUGGAAGUAUGGAGGAUUCUUCUAAACCUGGUAGCCGUCUGAGUUAUUCGUCUCGCGGUGGAAAAACAUCAGAGCCCUUGGAGACGACACGUAAUGUGGUGGCUUUAGACAGCACAACGGUUAAAAAGAAAAAGAAGCAAAAGAUGAAAACGCAAGAUGAAGACUCUGUUGAGACGUCUCAGCACAACGAAUCGCAAACUGCCGUGUUGUCUUGCAAAAAAACGAAGAAGAACAAAAAGACAGAGAGGACAACAUGUGACGAAGAAACAACAAGUGUGGCGGAAAAUCUUGAGAUGAGAUUGAAGCCCACGAAACUUGCGGAUACACAGACGACGGAGGAAACGGGAAGAUGCUCAUCACCCGGUGUAACUCUUUUAAAAUCAGGGAAGAAAAAGAAGAGAAGGAAUGGAAGUGAGCGGCCUGAUGUGUGUCCUGUGUCUCAAGAAGAAAACGGGUCGAGUACACAAGAGUUUGAAGAAAGAGGAUACAAGAAAAGUAAUGCAGGCGAUGCAUUAAAUGAGGCUAAACGCAAAAAGAAGAGGAUUGUGUCGCAAUCUGAGGAAACACCUGAGAGGAGGAAGAAAAAGAAUAAAGGACAUUCAAAUGGUCUCAUUGAAGACUGCAGUGAAUCACAUACUAAUCACGAGCUCUCUGGAAACUCUCAGAGUCUGAUGUCGACACCAUCUGAAAUAAGGCCAAAGAAAACAAAGAAGAAGAAAAAUGAGGAAGUAAAGGAAGCAGAUAAAAGUCCUGUGUUACUUACAAAAGGACAGACUGACUCAUUCAUAGAAGAGAACAAUACUGAAGAACAGUUCACGGGUAAUUCUGGAGUGAAAAUAAAAAAGAGGAAGAAGGAUAUUGAAUUUACUGACAAUGAUAUAGAGAUGAUCUCUAGUACUCAGGUAAAUAAAAGUGACACACCCAAAAGGCCUAAAAAAGAACGGCAAAAAAACAGAUGUGAUGAUGAAGAAACCUGUGGCGAAACUGUUUUGCAGGCGAACAAAAUAAAGGAUAGAAAGAAGAAAUGUAAGCAAAAGGGUGAUGCUGAAAACAUUACGGCGAUGGAAGACUAUUCAGAGUCUCAGACUGAUGAUGUGUUGCUGAGCAAAAAGAAGAAAAGAAAAAGCAAGGUCGAAAAUGUGUCCAUUCAGGAUACCCAAAACUCUUCCAUCCACAGUGAGGCUGUAAGAAUUGAGACUUUGAUGAGGAGGUUCCUAAAAUCAAGAAAAAGAAGAGGAAAAUCAUUGUGAAUGGUCAAGGUUAGCAAGCGGAAUCAUGGACAGUUUGCCCCCACAAACAAAUUCUGUAAUCAUCUAUUCCCCCUCAUGUCAUUCCAAACCUGUAUCACAUUUGUUCUUCUACAGAACACAAAAGAAGAUAUUUUGAAGAACGUUGGUACCAAACUACAUGGAACCCUUUGACUUCAAUGAUGUAACCACUAAAACACUUCUCAUAAUAUCUUAUUUUGUGUUCCAGAGCAGAAAGAGUCGGAUACAGGUUUAAAGAGACAUGAGGAUGAAUGAUGACAGAACUUGAGUUUUGGGGUAAACUGUCCCUUUAUUAAAACAAGCAAUUGUCAGGUAAUCUCAUUCUCCGAGACAUGUCAAGUUUCAAGUGGUGAAAAAACUGAAAUGUAAAAAAUGUUUAAUGUACAGUUUGUAAAAACUUUGGCAGAUUUUUGUGAUGUAUUUUUUUUACAUCUUACUCAUUUCUGAAAUAACACAUCUUAGGUCCUCCUAUGCUGUAUUAUUACUGUGCUUUAUUUUGCAUGAUUUUUUUUUGAAAACAACAUGACUCCGUUGUAAUAAUUUACGUUGUUGUUGACUCCGUGUAGGGAAAAUCAUUGCAUGCAGUUCAUUGAAGAAUUUAUUUGUUCAUUUCUAUUUUUGUGAAAGUUUUAUGCAAGCUCUGCUGCAUAGAAAUUAAAAUGCAAUGAAAUCUC